CUGUUGAAAAAAGAAAAGUACCAAAAAAUGACAAAAACAGUGAGGUGCAGGGAGCUGCAGUGUCAGAAGUAGCUAACUGAGACAUGACUGGUCACACAGGAAGAAAGAAAAGAAAGCAUCAAACUAUGAAGGCAAUUAAGGACCGUUGAUUCUGCUUCCAUUUUGUGACAGCAAUGGUGUCAUCGAGAGAACACAAACCUUCCUCUUCCUCGCACAAACCCAUCAUGGAAGAUGUUUGGGAAGACAUCGACAUCGACAUCAACAUCAACAUAAACCUCAACCUCACACACGCCGCUUCCAAAGCUGCUAAAUUUCAAGACUUCCUAGCACGACCCUCGCCGCCACCUUCUCCUCUCACUGCGCUCAGCCUCGCCACGCGCUCCGAGUCCCACAUCGACCCUCUCGCGCACAACGACCUCAAGCUCGCCCUAUUACCUUACCCCUCCAAGGCUCAACCUCAACCCUUCCCCAACCGGACUCCCACGUGCGACUCCUCCAAGAGGCCCCUCACGUGCGCCGCCGCCUCCGGGGACACGCGCAACGUGCGCUUGAUGAAAAACCGGGAAUCUGCUGCAAGAUCGAGAGCCAGAAAGCAGGCUUACGAGUUUGAGUUGCGGCAAAAAAUCAAGCAGUUGCAAGAGGAGAACGCGAGACUGAGGAGACAGCAGCAACUGGUAGAUGAAAAUUGAUGCUAUCAAGUAGCCAUGGGUUGCCUCAGAUGCUUAGAUUCCCUUGGGAACCAAAGACACAAAGAUUUAUCUUUUAAUAAAUGGGAACCAAAGACACUAAAGGAGUUGCUAAAGAGAAAAGAGAAGAUUUAUCUUUUAAUAAAUGAAGGCACCUAAGAGUACAUGGUUCGAAUGUUGCAAUAGGAGAGAAGGGUUAUGGUGUUAACAAAGAAGAAUGUUAACUUGACUCAACCAACGAUUAACGAGAACCACGUGGAGGUGAAGGAAGAGAUUGAGCUCUCAAACGUUGUUCGACUGUUGAGGGAAGAAAUGAUAGUGAUGUAGCAGAUGCGCGAAAAGAAUUCCCAAGAACUCUUGGUUCUUAGGCGUGAGAAUGCAGAGCUAAGAAGUUAGAAGCGAAUGUGGCACCCAUCCAAAUAGACCCACUAAGAGGCAUCCUCUUAUCAUGCUCCCUCUUGGACGUUUGUACGUACUAGUCAAGUUCCACAACCUUCAUCCCUUGAUAUGUCAACGGGACCCAAUCAACACCCUUUCACUCAGAGGGUCAUGAAAGCUCCCUUGCUAGAAAACUUGAAGAGUCUCUCACUUGAUAGAUAUGACACGUCAUCCAACCCUAAUGAACACCUAGAUGCAUACCUUACUCAAGUUACAUUGUCAACCCAAGAUGAAGCCUCCCUAAGCUGCAUUUUCCUAACAUCCCUCAAGGGUCGAGCCCUCAGCUUGUUCACCCAACUCUCGUCUAAAUCAGUGGAAUCUUUUAGCGACCUAGCCUCCAUGUUCCUCAUUUAGUUUUCCACAAGUAAAUCUUAUCAAGUAACAUCGCUCACUCUCGCCAAUCUUCAACGAGGAAGGAAAUAGUUUUUGUGGUCCUUCAUGGAUUGAUUUAAUAAGAUUGUUAUGGAGAUCAAGAGCUUAGAUCCAGGAGUGGCCAUGGAUCGAUUGGACAUGGCGCUGAGAGAGGGACAGUUCGUUGAUAGUCUGCACAAAAAAAACCCUCAGGACAUGAUUGAAUUAAGAAGAGUUGAGAAAUAUAUACAAAUGGAGGAGCUAGUGGAGAGUCAUAGCCAAGUGAGGUUCAAGGGGCAUUAACAGCCAAAGAAAGAGAGAGAAUUCUUUGGCAAAGAAAAGGAAAACUUGCAACAACUGGGACGACCCUUUACAUGUUCGACAAAACCUCAAGGACGGAGCCUACAAGUUAGAAGAAUUCUUGGGCAGAGCAAUCCCAAACAUGGAACUCCAUCCACUUGAAGAUAUAUUAUAGUUGAUGUAUAAAUUCAUGUAAUGUACAUUCUUUUCCUCACUCGAUCUUUUAUCCUAAUAGAACGUGAAAGAGUUUUGGAUUAUAAGGUUUUUGAUGUGACACUCAAAUACAUUUAACGAAAAGGUUGCAAGUAUACUCAAGCAACCGCCACAUCAUAGUUUCUUUAUUUUCAAUUCCUUGCUAACUUAUUACAAAAUUUUACAAGGGUUCCCUUCCAAAUUCUCACUC
Molecule: messenger RNA, 2178 nt
Organism: Cajanus cajan (pigeon pea)
Lineage: Eukaryota; Viridiplantae; Streptophyta; Magnoliopsida; Fabales; Fabaceae
Source: RefSeq, a predicted model, not a curated record